CAACACCUAUUUGGGUUCCUUCUCCUUAGAGAGAGAGAGAGAAAAAAAAAAAAAACACCACCUUUGAUGGUCGAACCUUCAGUUUCCACCCCUAUAUUUUUCUAGUCCACUAGCUCGUUUUCAGUCCCUCCUCGGGUUGCCCGGCCGGCCUCGAUCGCAGUCUCCGGAAGGAAGGGAGAGAGAGGAACAAUGGCGGAAAACGGGAACGGCGGUGAGUUCAGCUUCGGGAACGGGGACGCGAGGAACGGGCUGACGAAGAUAGCGACGAACAAGAAGGAUGGGAAUGGCGCGGUCUGCCACGACGACAGCGCCACGCCGGUGAAGGCCCAGACCAUUGACGAGCUCCACUCCCUCCAGAAGAAGAGGUCUGCCCCCACAACCCCUAUCAAGUCCUCCGCCGCAGCCUCCCCCGGCGGCUUCGCCAACGCCGUCUCCGAGGAGGAGCGCCAGAAACAGCAGCUCCAAUCCAUCAGUGCAUCGCUAGCGUCGUUGACUCGGGAGACAGGGCCGAAGGUGGUGAGGGGGGACCCAGCCACCGCGAGGAAGGCUGAGACGCCAAAGGUUGCUCACGUCACCCACACCCACCCUCACUUCACCCCCACCAUCGCCGUCAGCGACAGCGCCCUCAAGUUCACCCACUUCCUCUACAACCUCUCCCCCGCCGAGCUAUACGAGCAGGCAAUCAAGGAUGAGAAAGGGUCUUUCAUCACAUCGAGUGGUGCCUUGGCCACCCUGUCCGGUGCAAAGACCGGUCGCUCUCCGAGGGAUAAGCGCGUCGUCAAGGAUGACACCACCGAGGCUGAACUUUGGUGGGGAAAGGGCUCGCCUAACAUUGAGAUGGACGAGCACACUUUCUUGACUAACAGAGAAAGAGCAGUGGACUACUUGAAUUCUUUGGACAAGGUAUUUGUGAAUGACCAAUACCUCAACUGGGACCCAGAGAACCGAAUCAAGGUCCGGAUCGUUUCCGCGAGGGCCUACCAUUCCCUGUUCAUGCACAACAUGUGCAUCCGACCCACGCCGGAAGAGCUGGAGAAUUUCGGCACUCCGGACUUCACUAUAUACAAUGCAGGGCAGUUCCCCUGCAACCGGUACACACAUUAUAUGACAUCCUCCACUAGCGUGGACCUUAACCUCGCCAGGCGGGAAAUGGUCAUCCUUGGGACCCAGUAUGCCGGCGAGAUGAAGAAGGGACUCUUUAGUGUCAUGCACUACCUUAUGCCCAAGCGCGGAAUCCUCUCCCUCCACUCGGGCUGCAAUAUGGGAAAAGGCGGCGAUGUCGCCCUCUUCUUUGGUCUCUCAGGUACUGGGAAGACAACCCUGUCCACAGAUCAUAACCGAUACUUGAUCGGUGACGAUGAGCAUUGCUGGAGUGAUAAUGGUGUGUCGAACAUUGAAGGGGGGUGCUAUGCCAAGUGCAUUGAUCUCUCCAGAGAGAAGGAGCCCGAUAUCUGGAACGCCAUCAAGUUCGGGACCGUGUUGGAAAACGUGGUCUUCGAAGAGCACACUAGGGAGGUCGAUUAUACUGACAAAUCCGUUACAGAGAAUACUCGUGCAGCUUAUCCGAUUGAAUACAUCCCGAAUGCGAAGAUCCCUUGUGUGGGCCCACACCCCAAGAAUGUCAUCCUCUUGGCAUGCGAUGCUUUCGGCGUGCUGCCCCCAGUGAGCAAGUUGAACCUUGCGCAGACCAUGUACCACUUCAUCAGUGGCUACACUGCUCUCGUGGCCGGGACAGAGGAUGGAAUAAAGGAGCCGAAGGCGACAUUCUCGGCUUGCUUUGGAGCUGCUUUCAUAAUGCUGCACCCGACCAAGUAUGCUGCAAUGUUAGCCGAGAAGAUGAAGAAGCAUGGGGCCACCGGGUGGCUCGUCAACACUGGCUGGUCCGGUGGAAGCUAUGGGUCGGGUAGCCGCAUUAAGCUGCCAUACACAAGGAAGAUCAUCGAUGCCAUCCACUCAGGCAGCCUCCUGAAUGCAGAGUACAAGAAGACCGAGGUAUUCGGUCUUGAGAUCCCCACUGAGGUUGAGGGUGUUCCCUCGGAGAUUCUGGACCCGAUCAACACUUGGGCAGACAAGAAGGCAUACAAAGAGACACUGCUGAAGCUUGCUGAUCUGUUCAAGAACAAUUUUGAGACAUUCACCAACUACAAGAUUGGCAAGGAUAACAAGCUGACUGAGGAGAUGGUCGCUGCCGGUCCGAUCUUUUGAUCUCAUGAAUCCCGAAAAUGAAGGAAAAAAAAUAAAAAGCUUGUGUGUGCUGUGGGGUUUUUUAAAUGGAAAUAAUAGAGAUAGGUCUUUAUUAUUUCGCAUUUUUUUCAUAUCACCAUCUGUAUGAUUGCCCCCUGGUAUUUGUCUGUCGGAAUAUGAAGCGUUCAUGUUCUAAUAAAUUUACCAUCUUUCGAGUUUCAAUUUACUC
This is a messenger RNA of Punica granatum (pomegranate), 2413 nucleotides long. The record is from RefSeq and is a predicted model, not a curated record. Lineage: Eukaryota; Viridiplantae; Streptophyta; Magnoliopsida; Myrtales; Lythraceae.